AACCAUGCUCGCCCCAUGGCUGACCCAGCUCCCAUGGCUGAUCCACGCUGGGCCCCCGUGGCCCCCGGUCGCCCUGCAGAAAACGCUGGCCAGCGAGGCCUGGCAGAUGGACCCCCUGCGAGCCAAUUUGCCCAGGAAGUGCGAAAACCGAUAUUGGGUCGAUGAUGCUUGCCGUUCACCCUUACAUUCACCCCGUUUUCGCGUUUGUAGCGAAGCAAGCCGUGCGGACAGCAACGAGUUUUGGUGUGAUGAUUAUUCAGUGGGCAGCGGCUAUUGCCCGGUCUACCCGCCGCAGAACAUAGAGGUGGUCCUGGCAAACGAGUCAAAAUUGAAGCUGCCCUCCAGAACGGAUCAUUGUAUGGCCAUGGCAAGGCUGGCCAACCAGUCUCAUAUGUUCCUUUGCCCAUUGCGUGUACCCAUUGCUGUGAUCUUGAACCCGAAGGCUGGAAUGAAUUCAGUAAGUACCUGGCUGCAGUUCAUGGUGACCAAGCACAAGCACUACCGCUUGUUCACAGAGUUGUUUGACCUCUGGGAAGGGAGGAAAUCAGUCAGCCAUUGGCUUUGGAGUGAUGCCGGCCUGGGAUCCAGAAUAAGCCGCAAACUGCCCCUACUGCGACGAAAAGCAUUGUUGAGGAGAUUAUUUUUCGAACUCCGAAUUUCCGACAGGGUCGCGCGGGUCGCCUGGCAUGUGUCGAAGAUCCUGUUGCCCCCAGCUUGGUGUGUGCCAUGUUGCGAAGCAGCACAAGGCCGCUUGGUGCUUUUGCUUGUGCGGAACCCGUUCCGCAGAGUACAAAGUUGGUUCAGGCAUCGCUGGUUGUCCAACCGUAAAAAGGCUCCUUACAACACGUGGAAUGAAUUUCCAGAAUUCUUGCGUAGACUUGCUGCUCACAAGAUCCCGCACGUUAGGGCCCCGUCAGAGAGGCCGAGUUUCUGGGAGAAAACGUUUGUAAAGCCUCUGGACCGGCUGGAUUUGGUUCACACCCUGUCCUUUGACGACAUCAUGCAGGACCCUCACUGGACCAACGAGGCGCGAAAUGCCAUGCGCACGCGUAUCUUUCCAAUGAGGAUGGAACGGAUCGACAAAGAUUUUCUUCACCUUCAAGACGUUCUGUGCCGAAGUUUCAGCUACUGCCGCCCAUUGCCAUCCUUACCGAAGGUGGUACCACAUGGCAGCACAGGGAGAGGCUACAUGCCUCAAACGCCCCCUCCAGUGCAGGAGCUGUGGACGUCGGAAGCACAAGAAAUCGUUCGAACCAUGUUCCAAUCAGACUUCACAGAAUUGGGCUAUUCCCAGGACUUGCAGACUGAAAAGCCGCUGGAAUGGCCACGGGUGUGGCAGAAGUUCACUCACAGCAGUUGGAUGACGCAGUGGCAAACAAGUUCUGCUGGUCAGAUCGGGAGGAUGAAAUGGUCUCAAUAUGCAAACGGCACUUUGCACCUCCUUUUUGCGGACACCCAAGCAGUACACUUAUCAUGUUUCUCGCCUAUCCCGGGCUGGAGAAUGGCGCCAGGCAUUGCAAUUGGCGAAAUCACUCCGAAAGACCUCUUCUUGGUGAAGUCUUUCGGUGCCGAAUUGCUGGCCUGCGCAAAGGGAUCCAUGUGGACGCUUUCAUUGUCGAAGUUGGACGAGAUGAAGAAUUUGCACAUUCAACCGAACAUGGUCGUGUGGAGUGAAAUUGUGGCAUCAGUAGCUGCCGAACGACACUGGAGGAUUGCUUUGGACUUGCUCAGACGAGCAGAGGCUGUGGGUGCCCACCCUGAGGUUGUGUACAACAGUGUCAUGACAGCAUUUGGAGGAGAUUGGCAAAAGGCAGUUCUGGUGCUUGAGGCCUCAGCCUCGAAACGCUUGCAGCCGUCAGUAGUCAGCCUCAAUUCCAUCCUUUCUGCUUGUGCUGUUGCCGCGAACUGGGCAAAGGCUGCAGGGCACCGUGGUGCGGGCAAACCACGACAUCGCUGUUGCCAGUCGAAACGGCCAAUGGCGAAAGUGCUUAUUUUUGCCGUCCCCUCAGUGCCAGCUGAGCUCUUCGGUGGUCUGCCAAAAGAAGAUAGUUCACUGAUCACCGAGGGUAGGGUUCUCCGGUUGUCCUCAUGUUGUGCUUUGGAGAUCUUUGGAGUCUUUUCAGCCUGCAUCGCAGGUUUGGACUGGUGCAACGGGCUGCACCUUUUGGCUAUAGCCGAUACCUCCACCACCUCGACUGGCAGGCGACUGCUGAGUGCAGUGAACGCCGCGGCAGCAGUGUGCGGCGGCCUGCGGAGCAGCUCUGGUGUCACAUCGCCGCGAAAGAUACAAAAUUCUCAAAACACUCCAAAGUGGACUCAGUGGACUCAAAAGCAUGAAAAGUCUCAAGAGUCAAACUGGCAUUGGUCAUUGGAGCUCUUGCAAUCUGCGGUCAAAGCAGAAGUGAAGCUGGACAUCGUGGCUUUCAAUGCGAUGGUCGGUGGAAGUGGUGCAAGUUCUGGAUGGCAACAAGCAGUGAACCACUUCUCAGCUUUGCAAAGACAUGGCAUGUUGCCAGAUAGGAUUACGUUCUCGACAUUUCACGUUAUUCCCUGGCAGGGCGCUUUGCAGCUUACACAUGACAUGAUCAGACAAAGCUUGCGCGGCGACUCACAGCUUUCCAUGCUGAAGUCUGCUGCUGCUUCUGCAGAAGCUGCGACCAACCCAGGCUCGGAUUUAUGGACAAAGGCGCUGUACCUGUGCAGCUUCGAUCUGGGCAAAGCGGAAGCGGACAAAGUGGACAAAGGAGACAAGGUCUCCCUCUCUUUGCAUCGUUCUGUCCUUGGGGCAUGCGCUGCUGCAGCUAGCUGGAGUCAGGCAGUGAUUGCCUUUGUGGAGACAGCCCCUGCGGCUGCGCGCAAAGACAAUUUGAGUUUCUUGGCAGCCAUCAAGGCAUGUGCGCGGGGACAGCAGCACUCGUUCACCCAGCAAAUGUUGAAGACCAUGGAGAAUUUGAAGGUGGAGAAAACAAAGGAGAUCUACACAGCUGCAAUGGGGUCUGCCAAUGAUGCCUUUGGGCAAGGACUCGAAGGUGGCUGGGAAUGGUCUUUGACUUUGCUGAGGGAAAUGCGCAGCACUGAAGUGGAGGUAGAUGCUGUUGCCUUGGGAGUGGUGCUUUCAGUAUGUUUGCGAGCCCGUUGCUGGGAAGUUGCGUUGCAACUUGCUGAUCUUGCGAUGGACUCAGGAUCGCUUCUAGCAAGCACAGGGGCAGCUGCAGUGAUCGCAGGCGCUGGGCAGAUCGUGGCAAAGAUCGCUGGCAUGUUUCGAAGGGCUGCCGUCCAAGCUUCGGACCACCGUCGUGACCGUCAACCCGGCGAUCAACGCUUUCUCUUACGAGUCGAACCCGGCGUUGCUGGCUAUGCGGCAUCACUGGAUGGAUGCUGCCACGGUCGUGGGUGGCGGUUGGCCUUGUCCCUGGGUCUUCGAAUGGACCGAGAUCGAGCUCUUCGAGUCUUUUCAAGCAGUUCUGACUGGCGUCUGAAGGGUGAUUUGACCUCUCUGAACAGCACAAUGACAGCUUGCCGGAAUGCUGCCCGCACCAUUCUCAACGAUCUCUGCGCUCAGCGUCUUGCCGAGCUUGAUGGGGUUCUAUCUGAAGCGUCCUUGGACGUCAUAAGCUUCAAUAUCACAGCUGGUGCAUAUGCGUCGUCGCACUCUUGGCAGAAUGCAGUGGCAUGUCUGAAGGAGAUGUGCAAAGCAACGCUUCGUCCAACGUCGGCAACGUUCAACACCCUUAUGACUGCGUGCGAAAAGUCUCAACACUGGCAGCGGGCACUUUUUCUGUACAAAGACAUGUUGCAGUUUCAUCUCGAGGCAGCCGUGGAAGGAUAUGGCGGAGGAUCUCCUGGGGGCUCCCCCGGCAGCCGACGAAGCAGUGUCCUCGACGAAAGUUCAGAUGAGGAGGACCGGAUCAUCUAUUCGUUUCCAGGUGAGACAACGAGCAAACCUCUUCCAUUUGCUUCACAGUUUGGAAGUCCUUACAGGGAUCCUGCCACAGACUCCCGUUCACCUCAAGACAAAGAGUCCAAAAGUGAAAGUUCCAGUGGCAUCGCUGGCACCGGCCCCUUUGGAUUUGCCAACAAGCUCUUUGAUCUCCUUGGUUUCCAGUCUGAGGCCAAGCCAGCCAAGCCAGCUCGCGAGGAUGUCCUGCCAAUGGAUGAUGCCCUGCGCGCGUCAUUGGACAAAAUCAGUGACACUGUCAGGGAAUUGCUUACUCUGGCGAAGUCCUGUGGACAAGUUGCGAUUGUUACGCUAUCAAGACGACCAUGGGUAGCAAACUCUGCCAGCGAGUAUUUGCCAAAAUUGGGCAUAGAAGCCCUUCUGAAGGAGUUACGCAUUCCAGUGAUUUACUCUCGUGAGUGUGUCAAGCCCUACAUGAUGAGAAGUCCUGACGGCGCCUUUGAAGAAGGAGUUUGCCCAUUAACCAUGGCAAAAGAAUUGGCGAUGAAAGUCUUGAAAAAGCUCUACGGCAAAAACCCCUGGAAAAACGUCCUUUCGAUCGGAGAUUCAGUGACAGAACGAACAGCAAUUACUGAACUUUUGUGGGCUCACAUGGGAGAAGAUUCUCGUAGCUGCUGUAAGACACUGAAGAUGCUACAGGAUCCAACCAUAGAGCAGCUGCAAAUGGAGCUGAAUAUCAUCAAGGACGCUCUUCCGGAGAUGGCCAAACGUGGGGAGGAUUUUUCUUUGUGCAUCGAUGAGACAGGGCAGAAAGUCGCUGCGGCUGAGACAGGUCUGCGGAGUUUGUGA
This is a messenger RNA of Cladocopium goreaui, 4747 nucleotides long. The record is from the annotation of a GenBank genome assembly. Lineage: Eukaryota; Dinophyceae; Suessiales; Symbiodiniaceae.